Messenger RNA from Cariama cristata (Red-legged seriema), 634 nucleotides. It is a transcript of the gene TMEM60, whose product is annotated as transmembrane protein 60. Bases 17 to 421 code for a protein of 134 amino acids. The transcript has a single exon. NCBI's taxonomy places the organism in Eukaryota, Metazoa, Chordata, Aves, Cariamiformes, Cariamidae. The record is from RefSeq and is a predicted model, not a curated record.
UCUCAAAGCUGUUUAAAUGAGAAUGUCCCUGGCGCAAAGAGUACUACUGACAUGGCUUUUUACGUUACUCUUCCUGAUCAUGCUGGUGCUGAAGUUGGAUGAGAAAGCGCCAUGGAACUGGUUCCUCAUUUUUAUUCCAGUCUGGAUAUUUGAUACUAUUCUUCUAGUUAUGUUAAUUGUAAAAAUGGCUGGACGUUGCAAGUCUGGCUUUGACCCUCGCAAUGGCUCCCAAAACAUCAAGAAAAAAGCCUGGUAUCUCAUUGCAAUGCUGCUUAAGUUAGCCUUCUGCCUUGCCCUCUGUGCUAAACUGCAACGAUUUACUACAAUGAAACUAGCCUAUGUAUUCAUCCCUUUGUGGGCCUUGCUUGUUGGGGGUAUGGUUGAACUUGGAUAUAAUAUCUUCUAUGUACGAAGAGACUAAGCUAUACUAUGUGGUUUUCAAUACUGAGAUUGGUACCAAAUUACUGGAUUAUUAGAGUUUUGCCACAAACUUAAAUCUCCAAAUUAGAACACCAAGUAAGAAAUCAAUCAAGCUAGAGACUAUCUAAAAGAGACUGAAGACUGAAAGUCAAGUUGUUCCCUUUUUUUAUUUUAAAACUGUCAUGUAUGCUCUUGUAAAUAAAGUAUUUGUUCA